Molecule: messenger RNA, 3035 nt
Organism: Spea bombifrons (plains spadefoot toad)
Lineage: Eukaryota; Metazoa; Chordata; Amphibia; Anura; Pelobatidae
Gene: NFXL1
Product: nuclear transcription factor, X-box binding like 1
Exons: 23
Coding region: 160-2901 (913 amino acids)
Biological process (GO): regulation of DNA-templated transcription
Cellular component (GO): nucleus
Molecular function (GO): RNA polymerase II transcription regulatory region sequence-specific DNA binding; DNA-binding transcription factor activity, RNA polymerase II-specific; zinc ion binding
Source: RefSeq, a predicted model, not a curated record
CUGCUGCGUGGUGCAUUCUGGGAGAUGUAGUUUGCGGGGCUGCUUGAGCGGCAUGUGUGCUUGAGAGGCCGCGGCGGGUAACCAACCGGUCUAUUUGAGGGGCCUGAUAACGAUGGACUGAGCGGUGACAGGUUCUGCUAAGCUUCACCGUUGAAAGGAAUGGAGGCUCCCUGGCGUCAAGGUGGCAGAGGCAGAGCCAGAGGCCGUGGCACAUCUGUCAAUGGCCCUUCCCAGGCUCCGGGUCAAGUACCAGCAACUGGAAGAAAUGUACCAUUCCCGAGAGGAGUCCAGUCCGACGGAAACAGUGCCAACAGGCUUGGUGCUGGAAGAGGAAAUUCCUCAUAUGCUUCAGCUGCUAAGCCAUUCGGUGCUCAGGAUAUGAAAAGUGAAACCAAUGCUGAGACAAAUAAAAAGAAAUUUGAGGAAAUCCAGAAAGCUAACCAGGCGAUGGUUAGGAAGCUUGCAGAGGAUCACUAUAGUUCUUCAGAUGAUGAAGACGGAGAUGAAGAUACAGAAGGAAAACAAAAGGAGAUACUGACUUUAACAUUUACAACCUACACAAAUCAAACAGAUGGGGAUGCGAGUGAAUUAGCACGCACCAAGCAGUAUAUGAAUGAGGCCUUUCAGACAGGAGCCCUAACGUGCUUGAUUUGCAUUGCUUCAGUCAAGAGGAAUCAAGCGGUCUGGAGUUGCUGUGGCUGUUUCUGCAUUUUUCACAUGCCGUGCAUCCAGAAGUGGGCCAAGGACAGUAUAUUCCUUGCGUCUUCUCCGCUUGCAGAUGAUGCCUUUGAAAAGAGAGAUUAUCCUUGGCCUUGUCCCAAGUGCCGGUAUGAAUAUAAGCGUUCUGAGACUCCCAAUAGGUAUUACUGUUAUUGCGGAAAAGUGGAGGACCCGCCGUUAGACCCCUGGCUCGUCCCUCAUUCGUGUGGCCAAGUUUGUGAAAGAGAAUUUAAGCCGCCUUGUGGUCACAAAUGUUUACUUUUAUGCCAUCCAGGUCCGUGUCCUCCCUGCCCCAAAAUGGUUUCUACAACGUGUUUUUGUAAGAAGGCAAAGCCAGUUCCUCGCAGAUGCAGCACCAAAGAAUGGUCUUGCCAACAGCCAUGUGGAAGGAUGCUCCUCUGCGGUCAACAUAGGUGUGAAAACCCCUGUCACAAAGGAGACUGCCAGCCAUGCCCAAGAGUUAGCAAACAGAAAUGUCUCUGUGGAAGAAAGACAACCGAAAGGCUUUGCGCCAGUCCCUCCUGGCAAUGCGACCAGGUUUGCGGUAAAACAUUACCGUGUAGUAACCACACCUGUGAGCAGGUUUGCCACGCUGGAUCGUGUGGACAGUGCCCUCGGUCAGGGAAUCGCUUGUGUCCCUGUGGAAAAUCAAAAUACACUUUGCCGUGUACCGAAGAUGUCCCUACAUGUGGGGAUAACUGUGACCGAGUUCUGGAGUGUGGAAUACACAAGUGCUCCCAGCGCUGUCACCGCGGACCCUGCGAAACCUGCAGACAGGAAGUUGAAAAGCAGUGCCGCUGUGGAAAACACUCAAAACGAAUGCCUUGUCAUAAGCCUUACCUGUGCGAAACCAAAUGUGCCAAGACGCGGGAUUGCCAGAGACAUCAGUGCAAGAGAAAAUGUUGUCCUGGAAAUUGUCCUCCAUGUGACCAGCAGUGCGGCCGUUCCUUAGGUUGUCGUAAUCACAAGUGUCCCUCCGUAUGUCACAGAGGCAGCUGCUACCCUUGUCCUGAGACAGUUGACGUGAAGUGCAAUUGUGGAAAAUCCAUAUUGACUGUUCCGUGUGGCAGAGAACGCAGCACUAAGCCGCCACGGUGCAAAGAGCUUUGCGGACAACCGUCUACCUGCCAUCACGAGGUUAGAGAAACUCACAGAUGUCACUUUGGCCCCUGUCCUCCAUGUCGACAGAUCUGCAAGAAGGCUUUGAAUAAGUGCGGUCAUUUCUGUCCCACUCCUUGCCACGAUGAAGCCAUUGUGAAGCAGACUGGCCUGCCUCAACUGGCCGGUCCAUGGGAGCAACCCUGUGAGCCGGCCUUUAUUCAGAAAGCCUUACCCUGCCCUCCAUGCAAGGUUCCUAUACCCAUGGAGUGUUUGGGGAAGCAUGAGGUAAGCCCUCUGCCAUGCCAUUCUGCUGGCCCGUUCUCCUGUAGAAGACCAUGCGGAAGGCAGCUUGCAUGUGGCAAUCACACUUGCUCGAAAGAAUGUCACAAAGUCACAGACGUUACUGGCAGCAGACAAAAGUGUGGUCCUGAAUGUUUGGCUUGUGAAGAAGAAUGCACCAAACCUCGCCCAGCAGGAUGUCCCCAUCACUGUAAUUUACCCUGUCACCCAGGAGAUUGCCCUCCAUGCGUUCAAAUGAUCAGGACUAAAUGCCACUGCAAGAUCAUCAGUCUUUAUAUCGAAUGCAGAAAAAUGACGCUGGCUGACACAAAUGAAAAGAAUAUUUUGACUUCAUGCAAAAAUCAAUGCCCAAAAGAGUUGCCAUGUGGCCACAGAUGCAAGGAAAUUUGCCACCAAGGGAAUUGCUCCACCAAUUGUGUUCAGAAAGUUAAACUCCGAUGUCCUUGCAGGAGAAUUAAAAAGGAGCUGCCUUGUAACGCCGUGCGUGAAGGCCACGUUUCCAUAGAAUGUGAUUCAUUGUGCGUGGAACUGAAGAAGAAAGCAGUAGAGCUGAAGGCAGAAGAAGAGAGAGCGGCUAUUGAGGAAGAAAAACGCCGGCAGCAGGCCGAACUUGAGGCAUUUGAAAACAGGCUGAAGGGAAAGCGUAAGAAGAACAAGAGAAGGGAAGAAGUGGAAGUUCAACCUUCUUCAUGGCAGAAAUAUAAGAAAUAUAUACUAAUGCCUGUUUGUGGAGUGGCACUCGCCAUUUUCACUCUGUAUCUCGCCCAAGUCAAUGGAUGAAAUGUUUAAGCAAAUUAAUAUAUGCAUUAUCAGUACAUUGUAACUUAAAUGAAAAUGAGAGGCUUUCUACUGUACUGUAAAAGAACUGUAUUCUUUUGGUAGAUUCAUUAGUGCUACGUAAAGUAUAAAAUAAA